AUGAAAUCUUCAAAUAACUACCAACUUCUUGGCGAGCAAAACGAAAUAAAUGAGACGAUUGUUCAGAGUUUAAGCGAAAAGGAGAGCUGUCUUGGAACAACAACAGUAAAGAAAGAAUUUCGCGAUGACGUAGCUCUUCUCCGCGCUUUAGCCAUUCUUGCGGUUCUUGGUUAUCAUUUUUGGCCAAAAAUCUUCACAUUGGGAUUUAUCGGAGUUGAUGUUUUUUUCGUAAUCUCCGGUUUCUUGAUGAUGCAAAUGUUGGAAAUUUCUUCAAGCAAUCGACCGGAUCGAGGUACUGAAGACCUUCCUCUUCUCCAUUCGUGGUCACUCGGUGUUGAAAUGCAAUUCUAUCUAAUCGCUCCGUUUCUCUUUUACAUAUCAAAAAUCGAAAGUAACAUUUCAAAA
This is a messenger RNA of Mesorhabditis belari, 405 nucleotides long. The record is from the annotation of a GenBank genome assembly. Lineage: Eukaryota; Metazoa; Nematoda; Chromadorea; Rhabditida; Rhabditidae.